CAGCCAUUCUGAAGCCCAAUAGGGGCUGUCUUCAUCUCCUCUCUUAUCCAGAAGCUGAUUUCAUCAUAGAAAUGAGUGGUUUUGCUGUAGUUGAAGCUGUAGUGGAGCAUCAUCUUAAUGCAGUGGAGGAAGACUUCUCUGCCAUAAGGGAAAGAGAAGUGGUUACAGCAGAGGUUGAAAUUGUGAUCUCGCUUGGAGCACUGGCGGCUGUCCAUCCAGUGCUGAAAUUCCUCCAUGAAGCAAACUGUGGGUUUUUGUUCCAGAUCAGAAAGGAUGCUACUGUGGAUGAUGCAAUGCUGCGGAAAAAAGAGCAGAAAGAUGUCGAACUGGAUAAGAAAAUAAUGGCUUUAAGGAAAAAGAAUGAAGCUCUUAUGAGACGAUAUCAAGAAAUAGAAGAGGACAGGAAGCGAGCAGAGCAGGAGGGAAUGGCUGUUACCUCAAGGAGAGUCAGGCCCGAUGGUCUCACCAUUACUAUCACCAAAGCCCAUAAUGCGUGUCCCGUUUUCCAGGAGAAAAGAGUUGUGAAUGAGAAAUGGGGAAGCUCUCCUGCCUCUAGUUUUGGGAUUGGGAGUGAGGAAGAGGAAGAAGAAGCUGACCAUCUCUUUACAUUCAGGAUGGGGAAGAGGGUCCAGCUGGCAGUGACCAUGGACAAUAAAACCAAGGGAAAGCGGGUUGUCAGUGAGAAGCGGGGAUCUGAAUGUCUCGUGAGCCCAGGAGAGGCUCCAGAUAUCAGCGAAGAUGAGGUGGAACAGCUGGUUGCUUUCCGCAGAGGAAGAAGGAUGCAGAUUGCUAUUACAGUGGACAACAAAGGCAGGGUGGAGGAGAAGAGAACAGUGGAGAGGAGGUGGUCAGAAGGUGACAAAUACUCCGAAAGCGCCCUCAUCAGAAAGGAGAGAGGGAAAUCUCCCCAGAAGAAUCCAGGGGACAAGGCUUGCACCAUGACCGGAAGAGAACGGUCAGAAUAUGUGCGAUGGAAGAAAGAACGGGAUCAAAUUGACUUGGAGCGCCUGGCACGCCACAAAAAUGCAAAAGGAGAAUGGCGUCGGGCUUGGGAUGCAGAAAAAUCAGAGCGCAUGUUUGAGGAUACUAAGGAUGGGGAACUAGCCUUGGAUGGCCCCCACAGUAAGAAAGGGGGGAAAAAUACCCGGAAGCCCCAGCAUCGACCAAUGCCUUCUGAUGGAAAAGGUGGAGGACAACACAGAAGAAGCACAAGUGAGUCUGCUUCUAGAACCCUGCCAGUCACGAGCAGUAAAGCCAGAGGGAAGGACAGAUUGACUGGCAGAGCUAGAAGAUGGGAUGCAAAGGAGGGUGAAGAAGUGCCUUUUGUGAAGGAUGAAACUGAGAAUCAGAGGUCUGCUCUCAAUGAACAACUGAAAAACCAAGCUCUGGCCAGUGAAACAGUAAAGGAAGAUCUUAGCCCAACAGGAUUAGACCAGGAUGUGAAGCCACAGGAACACAAUGUUUCUAUGCCACCAGUCAUAAGUGACGCAAGUCUGUCUGCAGGUGAAGAGGACCAGGGGAUAAAUGAAAAAACAAGAAGGCAUUCUAUCCAGGAUGUCUCUGCAAUCAGUGUGGAUGAGACUGAGUCAGACUGCAGGCUCAAUAACAAGAUAAGUCAGGAUGCUCUGCUCCCCAAGGUUAAUGGUGUGAUUAGCAACUCUUGCCAUGAAGGUAACCUGCCUGUACAGGAUUCUGAAAAUGUUGCCAAGGAAAUCAGUUCCACAGUCUAUGAAGAUGAUAUACACCAAAAUGCACAUUCUGAAAGAAAUCCUAGCGGUGAAGGCUAUGGAGAAAAGGACCAACUCAAGGCAGAAGUAGGUGAUGGAAGACAGGUACAAGAGGAAGAGACCCAGAUUGCUGGCCUUGAAAAGCAAAUGAUCCAUGAAAAAGAAGGUGAUGCCCCUGUGUUUCUUGUACACAGGGAGGAGUCCAGGUCUCCUGGUAAAGAAAUGCCAGACCAAACUAAUGAAGCUGCAGAAGUUACAAAAAUGAUGAGCAAAGAACAAGACCAAUGUCAACCAUGCAACAACCAGGAAGUAGAAGACUAACAACAAGUAGAAUGCACUGGGCUUCCAAGAGGCUGAAGGGCUACAAGCUAAUCAGGAAAGACUGAUUAGCAAAGAAGAUGAGCACAAUCUCCCCCCUCCCCCCUCCAUUUCCUACAGCCGUGGCCUUCGCCCUCCAGUUCUGGAAUCAAGACACUACGCACUGCAGCUAACACCCGCCCCCUAAACUUGGGAGCCAGCUGGUCUUGAAAGUUUCUAUUUGGUUUUUGGCAUCAUUCCCCCGCCCCCAAGAGCACAUCUCUGUGCCAAAGGACAUAGAAAAUCGGGAAUAGGCAAGUUCCCGGGGAGAAAGGAAAGGAAACGCCGACACCUUUAUUUUACUAACUUUGAUUUUUUUUUUGUGCGCCCCCUUCCUCAUAUAAGCAUGUGACAAGCCAUCAGUUAGAUACUUUAUGCACUUUAUUUUAUUUAAUAAAUUCAUUUACUAAUUUAAAACAUGGGGGAGGGAGCUCUAGCAGUAUAUCACCUUCUUUUUCUCCUGCAUAAGUGGUUGCUUCCAGAAUGAAGCAAUAAGCCUUGCAGAACAUAGUUGUAGUUGAAUUGUAAGUGGCUGGCCAGUUCAAGAAAAUUAAGGAGUUGCCCAGUUAUAAAAGUCAAAGAAGUGGUAGUGUGAUUUUGUUCAAGUGUGACAGAAGUAACGGUACUGGUAGAGCAGGAUUAAAGCUACUGUUUUAUCAUAUUUUUCUUUCCCUUCCAGAGUUUGAAUUUGUUGACUAUCAUUUAAUGCAAGAAACAGUAUUGUUAAAUCUUAAGUGCCUCUUUCCCCAGGCAUUGCAGCAUAGCAGAGCUUGGGGGGUGGGGGGAAUGACUUUUUAAAAUAACAGAAUCUCCUAGCAAACAUGGCCAUCGAUUUGGCAGACUGGCAGAUUCUAAAAAUUAACAUCCAAAAACUAAUUUUUCCAAGCCCCGCAUGAGAGCAAGUGGAUAGCCAUAUAAGAGAUAGUGUUGCACGGAGCAGCAUGGUGUGGCUGUACAAGUAAAGUAUCAGUUCAGUUUCUCGUCUGCAUGGCACCCUCUAUUUGCAGUGUUACCUUCCAUAAAGGUGCACAACUUUUUUGGUAAGACUGUGCUCCUGCUUUAAGACUGUCGUAAUGACCACUAAUGCACAGAUGUUACAAAGCUGCACUAAUGCACAGUUACAAAGCUGCCUUAUACUGAGCCUUGCCUUUGUUCGAUAUAGCCCAACAUUGCCAACCUCUGGCUGGCAGGGUUUCAGGUAGGAUUCUUUCCUAGCUUGACUUGACUGCAUUCCUCUAAAACAGUAUUUCUCAACCUGAGGGUCAUGACCCCCCCCAACUGGGUCACAAAGUCAUCUAGGACAGUCUCCACCACCACCAUCUUGUGGUAGCAAAUCCCACAGUUAAGCAAUGCAGCAUACAAAGAAACAUUUCCCUUUAUUUGUCCUGAACCUCUAGCCAGUUAGCUUCAUGAGAGGGUUCUGGGCCAACAUUAUGGCAGAAGUAGCAAUGGUGCAUAAUUUGCUACCUUUCUCUGAUGUCCUCCCUUGCUUCCCCCUUCCUCUGAAAAGUCCUAUAUGUCACAGCCUUGUUCCCCAGAAGACAUCCAUAUACAUUUAGAACAGGGGUUUUAAACUCAAUUUACCUGGGGGCCGCUAG
Pogona vitticeps (central bearded dragon) is the source of this 3682-nucleotide messenger RNA. NCBI's taxonomy places the organism in Eukaryota, Metazoa, Chordata, Lepidosauria, Squamata, Agamidae. The record is from RefSeq and is a predicted model, not a curated record.